GGGACUUACCUUUGCGUAGGACCUAUUGUUGGAGUGCUAGUCAACAAGUUUGGGUGUCGGCCAGUGUCGGUAGCCGGAGCGGCGUUGUCAUCGAUAGCAUUCUUUGCCUGCACGUUUGCCUCAAGCAUAGAAGUUCUAGUCAUUUUAUUCGGAUUGGUUGGAGGUUGUGGUUUCGGAAUGAUGUACAUUCCUCCUUUAACUGCUGUCGGUCAAUACUUCCAAACACGACACGCCUUAGCAGUUGGAAUAGCUUUGUGUGGAAGCGGUAUAGGAACGUUAACUCUGGCUUCACUUUCUGAGUAUUUGAUAGAGACAUACACUUGGAAAGGUGCGAUGCAAAUAUUGUCCGCACUCGUUUUAAACGGCGUUCCUCUUGGCCUGCUUCUUAGGCCCAUUGAAAAGGUGAACAAAGGAGUUGCCAAUGGGCAAGCCGUCGAGGUGGAAGAAUCAGGGGAUCUCCAUGGAAACAAGAGUUGUUGUCGGAAAAAAUGUGUUAGAGGAUGUUGCUGUGACCUGUCAUCGUUAAAUUUGGAUCUCUUUCGAAGUCCAUCGUUGAUGGGCUUUGCGUUGAUGAAUUUGAUUUGCUCUUUUGGUUAUUUCAUACCGUUUGUAUUUUUGCCUGCCUUUGGACAAAGUAUUGGUUUUACAUCUAAAGCAAGUGCCAUAUUGGUGUCGGUGAUUGGAAUUUUGAACACGGUGUUUCGAGUGGUUAGCGGAUGGGUUUCGGAUCAGCCUUGGGCAAACCCAAUUAUUAUUUACUCUGUGGCUACGAUAUUGGGUGGUGCAGCAACUUCACUGGUAGCACAUUACACAGUCUACUGGGUACUGGUGGCUUACUGUGUUUUAUACGGUAUAUGUAUAGGUACAAUCAUGACAAAUGAGCCGAUAGUUGUGACCAUGUUGGUGAACAAGCCAAAGUUUGCUUCUGCUUUCGGGAUUGUGGCAAUGGGAGACGGUAUAUCAGCUAUGGUCGGAGCUCCUAUAUCCGGUGCGCUUUAUGACAUGUUUGGAAAUUACAGAUGGACAUUCCUGUUUUCUGGCAUGACAAUGGUGCUAGCGGGAUUCAUUGGCCUACAUAUUACAUGGAUUAACCGCUUGGAAUUCAAGAGAACACGCAAACUUUUAUUCAAAAGAGAUGGGCUUGAAAUCCAUGCUCCGUGACGGAGCGCAUCGCAUUUUGUUACUGUUUCUGUUACCAAUGUGCGAGUUCGAGGUUUGUUCUUGUUGAGAGUUACUGGGAGCAUCGAUACCGGACAUGACCAAAAUGUAGAGGCAUGAACCCACAGCGUAUAUAAA
Messenger RNA from Mya arenaria, 1296 nucleotides. RefSeq names its product monocarboxylate transporter 12-like. Gene Ontology annotation, biological process: monocarboxylic acid transport; transmembrane transport. Bases 178 to 1161 code for a protein of 327 amino acids. The record is from RefSeq and is a predicted model, not a curated record. NCBI's taxonomy places the organism in Eukaryota, Metazoa, Mollusca, Bivalvia, Myida, Myidae. The transcript is spliced from 7 exons. Gene Ontology annotation, molecular function: monocarboxylic acid transmembrane transporter activity.